AUGCCGUCGACCUGCAAAUGUGUUGCGGUGGACCCGGGGGGAGGGGGUGCGGAGCCGGGGGAAGGGGCACAGAGCGACCGGCCCAGAGGAGCUCCGGGCGGCCAGGAGAGGCGGCGAGGCCCCGGUGUCCAGGAGUGGUCCGACGGGUCCAGGUAUGAGGGAGAGUUUGUGAACGGAUUCAAACACGGCACAGGAAAAUACACGUGGAGUAACGGAGAGUGCUAUGAGGGCUCUUUCUACAAAGACUACAGGCAUGGAGAAGGACUGUACUGCUGGCCCACGGGCCACAAGUUCAUUGGCAAGUUCUAUCUCAACAGAAAGGAAGGAUACGGACAACAACUGUUCCCCGACGGAGCCACCUUUCAGGGUUUGUACCGUGCUGACCAGAGGUUUGGUCCAGGCGUGGUUAGUUAUCUGGAUGGGCGUGAGGAUGCGGGUCUGUGGCUCGGAGAGCGUCUGCUGAAGCUCUGUGCCUCUGUAGAAGACGGCUUCAGCCUGAAGAAGUUUCCUGAAUAUGCCGCCUACAUGGACCCAGCUGCCACCACAGAGCCCCUGACUCAGCUUCCCAUCGUUGGUCUACAGACAGAAACCAGAACAGACUCUAAGGCGGAGACGGACAGAGAUCCGCUGUCAGAUGAGAAUUGUAUCCUUCCCAUCGGCAUUGAGAGUUACUCAACAGAUGGCGAGCACUUGCCGCUGCCCCCUGGCCGAAGAAGAGAGUUGGAUCAGCGCUUCUACGGCGAGCUGUGGGAGCCGGACCAUCAUCAGCACCGAGGCUAUGAGCGAGACCCACUCUCCACGCUCCCCUUACGGGCCCGCAUGCAGGCUCACAUACACAAACACAGACUGCAGGCUGACAGUGUGGGCUGGGAUGUGGCAGCUGUUCUGUCUCUGAACAGGGAACGUUUUGGUCCUAAAGGGCCUUUGGAAGUCAGUUCAGAGUCGUUGAUCCAGCACGCCACCCGAGGGGAACUGCAGGCCGUGUCACAGAUCCUCCAGACCGGUUUGGUCCACCCUGAUGUAGCAGACUCAAAGGGACACACUGCACUGAUUGCUGCCACAGUAAACUGCCAUAAUGAUGUGAUCCAGCUGUUGUUGGAUAUGGGUGCUGAUAUUGACAAGACGAACUGUGAAGGCAUGUCUGCUCUGGCUGUGUGUCAUGUCCUCUACUACCCUUUUCAGUCUCUGCACCCCACUUUCACCGAACCGCCCGCCAAAACUCAAGUCUUGAGGUCUCCAUCUACAAAUGGGAACAGUCCUCAGAUCAGCCAAGUGGACUUCACUACAGACACACCCAGGACAGCAGGAGAGCCAAACGAGCACUUCUCCCAUCACAGCAGUGAAGUGUCCAAUGACGGUGAGCUCAUCGCUGAGCGCUGGCCUGACCUGAAUGAGCCCGAGACCCCUGCAGACACUGAACACCUAGACGAGGCGGAGGGAAAAGAGACAGAGAGAGAGGGACAGGAAGAAAGGAGCAGGAGGGAAGAAAGAGAGAUAGAGAGCCGAUGUGAUCAAACAUGGGAAAAUGAAGAAAGUGAGGUAAAAGGGAAGGAAACGAAAGAGGACGAUAAUGUGCUUGGUGAGAGGAGAGAAAUGGAGUCAAGCAAAGAGAAUAUGGAAGUGAGGAAGGAGGUUGAGGAGGAUGUGGAGAAGAGAGUAAGGAAUCUUCAUGAGGAGGAUGUGAAGGAGAGAGACGAGAGAGGAAGUGAGGGCGUGCCUGGUGUGGAGCGCUCCAUUCAGGUGUUAGACGGCCACAUCGCGCUGGGCAGCGUGCAGUGGAAGGAGUGUCGAGCUAAAGCACCAGGAAGAGCUCAGCAGGUCAAAGACAAAAAACUGACCCAAAAACCAACCUUUGACUCUGCCUGCUCGGUCAGCAGCUACAAGAUCCAGGUCACAGAGGAAGCGAUGCAUCGCUCAGCGGAAGCGUUGAGUCGCACGGGGUUUCCUCAGCGCUCCGACACACAGGAGACUGUACGCAAAAUGGCUGCCAUGAAGACUGAACACCGUAUUCGUUUGAGCACCCUGAAGUUGUUAUUGGAGCGGGGAGCCGACCCCAACAUAUCCAGGGUCCCCAUGCCAGUUCUCUUUUUAGCCAUCAUGGCGGCUGACACUGAGGCCGUCAGGAGGCUGCUGCUGUGUGGAGCUCGCACUGACAUUCCCCUUCCACCUGAGAGGAAGGGUCUGUAUCCCCUGCAUGUAGCUGCAGCGCUGCCCGGUCCAUCCGGUCCCAGAAUCACAGAGUUGCUGCUCCACGCGCUCACUGACCCAGACGCACAGGCAUGCGACCAGGACGAGAUCUAUGAACCAGAUAAGAUUUUCAUGAAGACCCAGGAAUCACUGAGCACCAGUAAGAUCCCGCAUCUCAAAGAAGGAGGCCAAACAGCUCUGCACGUGGCCUGCCAGAGAGACAGUGACUACCGGAAUGCCAGUAAGGUGGUAGCCCUCCUGCUCUCCCACAGAGCCAGCACAGACCUCCUCUGGAGUGGACACUCGCCUCUUUCCCUCGCUAUAGCGGCUGGGAAUGACCUGUUGGACAUGUUGGCUAAGGCUGGUGCCGACAUCUUGAUGCCAGUAACGGCGGGUGAUGUUGAGGGAACUGCAGUCGACUAUGCACACCAUUCCUUCAAUCAGGACUCGCGUAUUGCCAACACUCCCUUCCAUGCUCUGAACAUGCGGGAAAGGGAAACAUUUAAAGCACGGCGCCAGCUGCUGAGCAUGAUGGGAGAUCUGCUGAGGCAGACUGUUGCCCAGAGGGAGCAAGAGGGCACAGAGAGGUUUGUGCACAAGGGCUCGGAAAAUCUAUCACCUAUAAAAGACAUACACAGGAAACUGGGGUUUAAGUUCUGCUAUCACUGCGGUCGCUCUGUGUCUGUGAAGCUGACCGCCUGUAGCCGCUGCCACAAGGUCUUCUACUGCUCCAGGAUCUGCAAACUGAAAGCAUGGGAUGAAAGACACAAGGACGAGUGUAUGCGGGCGUCAGCCUCUGCAGAUGGCAUCCAGAAGAGUGUUGUGAUUAAAUCCCAAAGAGCCCCCAGGCCCUUGACUGCCACGUUGAAAUCCAAAACACUCCCCAGGCCCUUGACUGCCAUGUUGAAAUCCAAAACAGUCCCCAGGCCCUUGAGUGUCAAGUUGAAAUCCAAAAGAGCCCCAGAGCCCUUGAGCAUGGCACAGAAGGUCUUGGAGAGCCAAGUCAACCUGAAGGAAAACUACAGCUGCAACUGAUGGACACUAACAUUUCACACACUAAAUUAACAGAUGAAAUACAACUUGUAUCUACAUAAUAUCACAAAGCACUUCUAUUGCAUCACUGCUUUCUCUGGUUCUGACUCUUAACUUUAUAUAUUUGGCUUCAUGGUGACGAUUAUAUUUUGUGCCAUAAUAAUUUUUCUUUGCCAUGUUUAUACUGUAUUCCGUUGUAAUAAUAGUGUAAUAAUAUCCCUGUCUGUACUGUUGCCACAGAAAUAUUGCAAAGCACUGAAUGGCUGCUUUUACUGAAUGAAUCCAGAUGUUUUUGAAUGAAUGAAGUUAAAAGUGUGACCAAAGAAUAUAUUAAGUUCCACUUUUCCAGAGCAACUUCAAGCCUGACCUUUUAGUAGCAUAAAGGGAACUAUAUCUAAAUUUCAUUGUACAAUCAUGUGUUGUA
Messenger RNA from Morone saxatilis (striped sea-bass), 3643 nucleotides. It is a transcript of the gene ankmy1, whose product is annotated as ankyrin repeat and MYND domain containing 1. The coding region runs from base 1 to 3222 and encodes 1073 amino acids. The record is from RefSeq and is a predicted model, not a curated record. Lineage: Eukaryota; Metazoa; Chordata; Actinopteri; Moronidae. Gene Ontology annotation, molecular function: protein binding. The transcript is spliced from 19 exons.